AGAGACAGCUGCCCUGCAGGAGGUACCAGACAACAGGUAUCUCAAGGCUAAGCAUGCAAGGAUGCUCAAACUUCUUUUGAUAGACUUUGCCGCAUUGCUGUCACUGUCGUCUCGUCGUCGACAUUCCUCUCGCGCGUACGAAGCGUACAGACUCCACUACAUCCGCGACGAGAUUGCGCGCCAAUCAGGCCGAUCGACGCGAUAAGGACGCACCCGCUGGUUCCCUGUCCCAGCGGCCACCUCUCGUCUUUCCGCUGCACGCACGACACGCACGACACCACGAUGGAUUAAUGAUUCGCACAUUCACCUGCGAUAGCAAUGGUCCCACAUGCAACCGGAGGCUUCGAGCGCCGGCGCUCGUCCUCGGUGAAGCCAAGCCCUGUGAAGACGAAGUUUCCCGACUUUGUCCAGGAGCAGGCCACGUUCGAGGACGAGUUCGAAAAUCCAUCUCGGGGCCCGAGCCCAAAACCUCUUCCUAACGGCCUCCCCGCCGGACUACAUUCUAGCGAGCGAUGGCCUGCGAAGAAGGCCAACACGAACCUAUGGAACGGCUGGGAACCACAUGGCCAAGGGGCCACAGGGAAGGCACGGCAUGGCAGGCAAAAGAGCUUGAGUGAAGCGAUAAAUGCAGUCAGGACGAGAGGGCGCGGCGCGAGUAUCACGGACAACGCGCAUGAGAUUGCAGAAUCGCUCAAGGCGCCCAUCUCCUUUAAGCUCGUUGGGCUAUGCGUGUUCUGGUACAUGACAUCGAUCGUUACGAACGCCUCAUCAAAGGCCAUCUUGACCUCAUUGCCGAUGCCCGUGACGCUGACCAUUGCACAAUUCGGCCUGGUCUCUUUUUGGUGUGUCUUUUCGGCAUGGUUGGCUAAGCGUAACGCUUCUGUACGGAAUGCCCUGCCUGUGCUCAAAACCGGAAUCAGGAAACCGAGCAAGGAGAUCAUUAUGGCGACGCUACCUCUCACGGCUUUCCAAAUCGGUGGUCAUAUCCUGAAUUCAGACGCGAUGUCGCGGAUACCGGUCUCGCUGGUGCAUACGAUCAAGGGAUUGUCGCCUCUGAUGACGGUCAUGGCCUAUCGAAUAUUCCUGAACGUGCGAUACUCGAUUCCUACAUACCUAUCGCUGAUUCCUUUGACCCUUGGAGUUAUCUUGGCGUGCUCAGCGAGUUUCCGAGCCAAUUUUCUGGGACUGGUCUAUGCGUUCGGCAGUGCAAUCCUUUUCGUGACGCAGAACAUCGUCUCCAAAAAGAUCUUCACGGAUUCUGCAAGAGCAGAAGCAGAUGGCGUUCCCCUGGGUCGCCGGAAGCCGGACAAGCUGAACCUGCUCUGUUACUCGUCUUUGAUGGCCCUCAUCAUUACAUUCCCGAUAUGGGUGUGGUCGGAAGGCAUCACUCUUCUAGGCGACUUCCUGUACGAUGGAUCGAUCGACCUGACUGUGCGACCGAACUCUCUGGACCACGGCCGCUUGACAGUGGAAUUCUUAUUCAACGGUACUUUUCAUUUUGGCCAAAGUCUCGUGGCCUUUGUUUUACUAGGCAUGACCUCACCGGUCACUUACUCGGUAGCGAGCUUGAUCAAGCGCGUUGCUGUCAUCUUAUUUGCAAUCGUCUGGUUUGGAAAUCCGAUGAGCGGAACUCAAGGAUUUGGCUUCUUCCUCACAUUUCUCGGCCUGUACUUGUACGAUCGUACAUCGGAUGCGGAUAAGCAGGAUCGCAAGGUGCGCGAGAAGGAUGCAGCUGGCGAUCAUCUGUUGCCGUUGAGUGUCGGCGAUGCGAAGAAGAAUGAUGCUGGGCCUGGGUUCACUGCGUCGCCUUUGGCAAUGAGUAAUGGCGGACAUAUCUUCGGCGGGAUGAGCGGCUAUGCGAUAGGGAGUUCCGACGCUGGUAGUGGCCCAGGCAGGCCGAACAAUGUCUCCUCGAAUGCCAACGGCUCACCGGCAUCUCUCGCUUUAGGGACCAAGGCGCAAGAGACUUGGGGUCCGGGCGACAGGGCAAGAGAGCACACGACCGACGGCAAUUAUCCGCCAUAGAGCCCUCCAAUCGAACUUAUGAUGCACUGUGAACUAGUACGACUUUCCCAUA
Molecule: messenger RNA, 2077 nt
Organism: Cercospora beticola
Lineage: Eukaryota; Fungi; Ascomycota; Dothideomycetes; Mycosphaerellales; Mycosphaerellaceae
Biological process (GO): phosphoenolpyruvate transmembrane import into Golgi lumen
Cellular component (GO): endoplasmic reticulum; Golgi apparatus
Molecular function (GO): phosphoenolpyruvate transmembrane transporter activity; antiporter activity
Source: RefSeq, a predicted model, not a curated record